AUGUUUGGGAAAGCCAUUCCUGGGUAUGGUGGCAGCUUUUGUCGCUUUCUUUACGCUCGUUGUAAUCUCUUACAAGCCGAGAAGGGGACUAGACUGGCCCUGAUCGGUUUGAAACACAACCGGGAAGCAGUGGUGGCUAUCUUUUCAGUGAUGAUAUCGUGCUCCCUCGCAACCCUGGAACUUGUAUGGGCUUGCUUCCCUUGUCCACUCCAUCAGAUUUACCUCAUGGCCCGUACCGCGAAAAGCUCUUCCCGCAGUAUCCGGCUUCCAUGGACAAGGGCAGCAAUACGGAAUACAAGGAUGAGCAUAAUAAAAUCUUCUGCCAUCGAUGCCCCCGCCUGCAUCGCCCAAGACCCUGAUCAUUAG
Messenger RNA from Pochonia chlamydosporia 170, 366 nucleotides. RefSeq lists its product as hypothetical. The transcript is spliced from 2 exons. The record is from RefSeq and is a predicted model, not a curated record. Lineage: Eukaryota; Fungi; Ascomycota; Sordariomycetes; Hypocreales; Clavicipitaceae. Bases 1 to 366 code for a protein of 121 amino acids.